AUGGGCCUGGCGUCGUCGGUUAUGCAGUGCUUCGGCCUCACGCGGAAGAUCCUCCAGGACCUCCACAUCGAGGCGGCCAGCCUUCCUGACCCGGACAACUGCGCCCGCUGCAGCGCCGACGUGCGCCACCACCAUGGCCCCUGGAUCGCCCUCUUGGGCGGCUUCGUCAUCGACCCCUACAGCGGCCACGCCCGCCACCUCCCCGACAACUCCAAGACCGUCGGAUCCACCAACGACUGGCUCGCCCUCGGCCUUGGCCAGAAGUACUGCACCACCAACAAAGACGGUGACAACCAGGAGGAGGGGCGGUCGGAACACCACGUCGUGCACAACUAUGUCUUGCACAAUCCUUUCUCAAACAGGUCAUUGCCGCUGACUGAGCUCGAUGCUGUCAUCGUGGAGGAUAGGUCUCUCAUCCGCAAGUUUCUCGUGCGCUCCACGGUCGACGACUUCAUCGCCGUCAUCACCAACAACAGGAAGCAUCCGAUCAUUGUGUUCCAACGAGGGAAAGGCGUGUGGUCGCCCGAGCCAUGGGAAACUCCAUAUAUCUACAUUAUCGAUAUCGCGUUUCUUGGAGAUAAACUAUAUGGCAUAACCAUGGCUGAGGACCUCAUCCCCCUUGACCUCGCAUUGGACGGAGAAGGAAGGCCAAGGGUUACAAUGGGAACACGUGUCAUCAAGCAAUCGCACAACCAUGAUUAUGAUGAUACCACUUUUGAGAAGGAGGGCGACGAUGAUGACGAUGACCAAAAUCAAGACGAGGAAGACGAAGAACACGACAACGAUGCAGAGGAUGAUGAUGAAGAAGAAGACAAUGACUUGACCCAUAUCAAUUGCUCUCUUGAAUUUGAUCAAGACGGUGAACCUGAUGAUAUCCCCAUAAUUAGCCGGCACCUCAUCGAGUCAUGUGGGAAGCUACUCAUGGUAAGACAUCGUCGGUACUUCCAUCCAUACCUCGAUGCAGGACCUACAUGGGUCACUGUCCAGGUGGAUGUAUUUGAAGCAGACUUUAACACACACGCUUGGGUGCCACUGACGGAAGGGCUAGGUGGUGGUCGAGCACUCUUUCUUAGCAUGAAGUUCUCUAAGUCUGUCCCAGCACCUUGUGGAGAGGUGAAGGAAGAUGCAAUUUAUUUUAUGGACACGGGCAAUGUGUUCAACAUGAAGUACGGUACUUCUAACCCGUCAAAGUUUUGUGAGUAUCCAGGAACAACAUGGCUCUUCCCUUCUGAGUUGAUACUUUGA
Messenger RNA from Triticum turgidum subsp. durum (durum wheat), 1245 nucleotides. Lineage: Eukaryota; Viridiplantae; Streptophyta; Magnoliopsida; Poales; Poaceae. The record is from the annotation of a GenBank genome assembly.